Molecule: messenger RNA, 660 nt
Organism: Cyprinodon variegatus (sheepshead minnow)
Lineage: Eukaryota; Metazoa; Chordata; Actinopteri; Cyprinodontiformes; Cyprinodontidae
Gene: sap18
Product: Sin3A associated protein 18kDa
Exons: 4
Coding region: 84-545 (153 amino acids)
Biological process (GO): negative regulation of DNA-templated transcription
Cellular component (GO): nucleus
Molecular function (GO): transcription factor binding; transcription corepressor activity
Source: RefSeq, a predicted model, not a curated record
GAAGAAGAACCUCAUUCACCGCUUUGCUCUGGAAAGAACACGGACCCAGACCUCGUUGUGUGAUCACAAAAACAUUAAUACCAAUGGCGCUGGAAUCACGGAUUACACAAGAAGAAAUAAAGAAGGAGCCAGAGAAACCCAUCGACCGGGAAAAGACUUGUCCACUCCUGCUGCGAGUGUUCACUACCAACAGCGGGCGACACCACAGAGGAGAUGAAUUUGCUCGGGGCAACGUGCCCUCUAGUGAACUCCAAAUAUACACCUGGAUGGAUGCUACGUUGAAGGAGUUAACUAGUCUAGUAAAGGAAGUGUAUCCAGAAGCCAGGAAAAAGGGAACCCACUUCAGUUUUGCUAUAGUCUACCCUGAUCCCAGAGUAAAGAUGUACAAGUUGAAAGAAAUCGGCAGUACUUUGUCCGGAAGGAAGGGCCCAGAUGAUGUCCUGACUCUGCAAUCUCAGCGUUUCCAGAUCGGAGACUACCUGGACAUAGCCAUCACACCACCAAACAGAGCGCCACCCCUUGGCCCCCGCAUGAGGCCCUUCUGAAUGCAAAUCUGUGUUCUGAUAAAGUGAUGGAUCUGUAUUUCAUGUUCUCUUUUUAUCUUGAUUUGUUUUCCUUCAUUUUAUGAAACCUUAUGUUUAAUAAAACUGUUUUUUUUUU